GCACAACCAUGCUGGGAGCCGUCUGUCUCGUCGUGCUGCUGGGCUACGCCUAUGGAUGCGGCCAGCCGGCCGUGCCCCCACAGCUGAGCUCCCGCGUGGUGGGCGGUGAGGACGCCGUAGCCCACAGCUGGCCCUGGCAGAUCUCGCUGCAGUACAGCCGCUCUGGGUCUUGGCACCACACCUGUGGCGGGACCCUCAUUGCCCCCCAGUGGGUGCUGACGGCUGCCCACUGCAUCAGCUCUUCCAUGACGUACCGUGUGCUGCUGGGCAAGCAGGACCUGUUGACGGAUGAUGAGCCGGGUGCCGUGGCCGUGGGCGUGGAGAAGACGAUCGUCCAUGAGAAGUGGAACUCCUUCCUCGUCAUCAAUGACAUCGCCCUGAUCAAGCUGGAAGAGGCAGUCCAGGAGAGCGAUACCAUCCGGGCCGCCUGCCUGCCUGACGCUGAGAAGAUCCUGCCCAACAACUACCCCUGCUACGUCACCGGCUGGGGACGCCUCAGGACCAACGGGCCCCUGGCCGAUGUCCUGCAGCAGGCCCUGCUGCCCGUGGUGGACCACGAGACCUGCUCGAAGUGGGACUGGUGGGGCAGCCUCGUGCGCACCACCAUGGUGUGCGCCGGCGGUGACGGCGUCGUCUCUGGCUGCAACGGUGAUUCCGGUGGCCCCCUGAACUGCCAGCGCGAGGACGGGAUCUGGGAGGUGGAAGGGAUCGUCAGCUUCGGCUCCGGGCUGAGCUGCAACAUGAUCAGGAAGCCAACGGUGUUCACCCGUGUGUCUGCCUACAUCGACUGGAUCAACGAGAAAAUGAGCUCCAACUGAGGACUCGGCACGUGGAGAUACGAGUGUUGAGUGUGAUAAA
This is a messenger RNA of Empidonax traillii (willow flycatcher), 858 nucleotides long. RefSeq names its product chymotrypsin-C-like. Lineage: Eukaryota; Metazoa; Chordata; Aves; Passeriformes; Tyrannidae. Bases 9 to 818 code for a protein of 269 amino acids. Gene Ontology annotation, biological process: proteolysis. The record is from RefSeq and is a predicted model, not a curated record. The transcript has 8 exons. Gene Ontology annotation, molecular function: serine-type endopeptidase activity.